Molecule: messenger RNA, 5772 nt
Organism: Apiotrichum porosum
Lineage: Eukaryota; Fungi; Basidiomycota; Tremellomycetes; Trichosporonales; Trichosporonaceae
Exons: 3
Coding region: 1-5772 (1923 amino acids)
Source: RefSeq, a predicted model, not a curated record
AUGGCCGUCGAACACGGUUUUGUACUCGACCCAUCGCUCAAACACAUCGGCCAGCUUGCUCAGUUUGGGCAGGCUGCAGCGGGCGACCGCACGUCUCACAUCACGACGUCCACUGUGAUAUCUGCCGAUUACUUUACAGACCAGACGGGGAGCACGGCCCUUACCUCGCCGUCCCUCGCGUCGCCGCCACUCGACCACAAACAACACUCUUACCACUCGUUGGCAGACAUCGAGAGCGCUCUCGAGACCCAGCCGCUCGGCCUCUCCCUGCCGCCGCUGGGUACGUUUGGAUACUCCAUGCCUCGACCAUCAAGUGCAGCGAGCUACCACAACCACAACAUUGAUUACGUCCCCAAGCAGGAACUGUCACGGCCAUUGCCAUUGCCCACACGAGUCCCCACACCUCCCGAUCAAGACUACAGUGCCGAAGACUACCGCGACGAUUCGCCACCCCCUGCUCCACCACGACGAGGGGACAGUGUGCUCUCCCGUGCGAGUGCUUUCGGAUCGACAGUGUCCCACGGCUCGACAUCGAGCAGGCAUUCGCUCAGCGUACCCCCGGGCGACCGCCCGCGGUCGGUGUCGCCCCGCCUCCGCCUUCCGCCGUCUCCACACAACUCACUCCCUCGCCACCGCCACCAACCUCACCACCACCCCCGUCCCCACAGCGCAUGCAGCGCAUCGCGUCUCCCACGAGCCCCUGCAGCGACCAUCUUCCAGCCCCAGACUCCGUCACCCCCGAUGCAUGGUGCUCGUCGGGUGCCGGUCCCCAUGACGGAGCCAACACGACCCCUCCGCCCUUCGUUGAACCAUCCACACCUGACCGUGCCUCAACCGUUGGCACGGUCAGGAUCAACACAACGCAUGAUUGCAAAGUGGGAGGUUGCCGCUCCUCCCCCUGUGCCUCCCCCACCCACCUCGACACCACCGAGACCACAGAGCGACAUGUUCUCGCGCUCUGGCUCGUCACCACACCAGAGUCCAAGACUCUCACGCGCAUACCUCGAGGACAAACCGCUUCCCAUCCCAAUGGCAACAGCCGUGCCUGCUACAGCUACCAUGCCAUGGCCACCGCCAAGUCACAGCAGGCCAUCGCCAGGCCUGUCCAUUCCGUCACCAUUGGCGGGAAGUACAUUGAUACAGCCCUCUGGCUCGCCUCCCUCCUGGUCUCCCGUGUCUCCAAGCCGUAAACGCAACUCUCAAUGGGAGUCGUCUCCGCUCGGAGUCGCUGCUUCACCGCGGGAGGAGAAGGAGCGCAAGUCGCCGUUCAAACGGUCACCUCUCAAGGGUAUCGCCAAUGUCUUUGGAGGUCUCCGUGGUAAAAACCACAAGGACAAGCCCACCAGCUGGAGCCCCGGUGCUGUUGGCGUCAAUGUCGACCGGCCACGACAGUUCAGGAACCUCGAUGACGAGGAUUCGGACUGGUUCUCCAAGCCUCGCCACAUUGGUGGUGGCCUUCCCGGGGGUAUCGUGUUGAGAGAUCGCAUGGGCGACGACGAGAUGGCCUCGUCCAUUACUGGCAAUGCCGUUCGCUCCUCUCCUGUGUUUUUCCUGGACCCCACUCCAUGCUCGUCCUCUGCACCGUGGGGCUCGUGGCUCGCGUCAUGGGCAACGCUACAGAAACAUGUCCUCACCGUCCACUACGCCUCCGUCUUCAACCGGGAUCCGCAGCUGUCCGCCAAUCUGCCGCCACUGCCGUACGCCGCCAUCCCGCCACCAGCCCCCGACGUGCCUGCAGACGUCGAGAUCUCGAUGAUAGGAUGCAUCGAGGCUCGUGCACUGCGCAAGGAGGAAGUCCGUGGCCGCGGCAUCCCACCUUUCCCGGCCGGCGUCGGCACUGAAGCCAUCGAGCUCGUGUUUGCCGAUGGAAAGAAGCGAUACCUCGGUGUCGAGGGCGUUGCCGGGCGUCUGGGGUGGGUCAGUGCCAUCUGGGACGUGCUCCUCGCCAACAAAGAGUCCCGGGCCGGCCUCGACCUGCCACCUCCCUCGCCGAGCCUCGCUUCGUUCCCCUUGAGCAGUGGGUCUCCCAAGAUGCAAAACUACGCCGAGCCACCUAUCCAGAAGUUUGGCGAUACAUGGGUCACGUCUGGUGAUCUCGUCGGCGAGUCGUCGACACUCCGCGGCGUGUCGAAGCGAUACCACGAUGGGCCGCUCCUGGGACGCUCGUUGCCCCCUACUCCAAACAUCGGACUGGGUCUCGGUGCCAUUGAGCAGCACCGAUCCGUCGACCUGUUGCCCCCCGACCAGCCACUGUUACGAGACAUCAGUAUCGACGAGGUCGCCCCACGAAGCAUGCUACCGUAUGAAGAUGACGUGCCAAUGCUGGCGUACGAUGGCAUUGAGCAGCCACCGCCCCUGGCAUACGAGGGAAUGGAAGAGCCAGUUAUGGACGUACUCGCAAACCUGGCGCCAGAGGUACCCACCGCCCCGCUCAAGGUCCACAACAAGCCCGACAUGCCUCCCCCACCGCCACCCAAACGCCCACGCAGUGAACUCAUUGAGGAGCGUCUCAAAGCAUGGAGCGACGACGGACCACCUGUUCAGCCCGCUUCGCGGGCUGUGGCCAACGUGUCAGCGUCUGCGGCUGUUACACCAGCCAGACGGUCACUUCCAACACCUGUCCCACAAACCGAACCGCCACCACAACGUCCAGACCCCUCCGGCCUGCGUGAUUCGCUGGCACAGAUGUUCGACGUUUCAGCCUCAACUUCGCGCGCAGAUCACGAUGCCGUGCCCAACCGAAUCCGGUCCAAGGUCAUGGAAGAGCGGAUUCGCGCGUGGCAGCCCAAGCCGAACGACACGCCGCCGCCACUCUCGCGUAACGCCUCGGUGAACGGCCAGAGCACGCUCAGCUUUGACUUGAAUGACUUGAACCCAUCGCGAUCUGCCUCGCAGGUGCGGAGGGCCGAGUCGGCAGUGGGUAAGGAUCACCAGGACGGAGCGGCUACGGAGAACCCCGUCGAGGUGCUCAAGGACGAGUCAGGCGCAGCAGGUGUCGGUGCUGCCGCAUUGCUCGGUCUAGGUAUUGUCAACGCUAGCCGCGACUUGGCCUCACCUGUUGAGGAAGCCACACCGGAUCCGAUUGCAAAGGACGAAGGCACGCCUCAGCGUUUUGGCCCACGCCCGCCUACCGGCACGACCCCAAAGAUUGCCGCUACAUCAAGUGCCGAGCCCGCUCCUGCGUACUCUACUGUCCCACAUUCCGCAUCUUCGACACCUCGUCUCAAGGGCCGAGUCCUCGCCGCUGCGGCCGUGUUUGAGCCGUCUAUCGUCGAGCGUGCUCUCCCCGCUGCGGACCGUACCACCAGCGCCGUAUCUUCUCCCAGGCGCCGAAAGGCCGUUCCCGCCGUCGGUUCUUUGGGUCUAUUUGAGGGCAAGUCGACCGUCUCGUCGUCCACGGUGUUGAAAACCCCGUCUGACGAGCUUAAAACUUACCUCAACUUGGCCCCAGCGGCUGCGGCUUCGUCUGAGGUUUUGAGGGCGCACGACACGCCCAAGAGCGAUAAGGCUCCCUCUGACGUCUCGAGGACGUUCAACAACCUGCCAAAGGCCGACAAGACCCCGACCGUCCUUUCGCGUGCAGCCGCCUUUGAAGGCAAGGGUCCCGGUGGCCCGCUCAAGAAGUCGGCUGCUGUCAGCCGCCACCUCUCUGCCGCGAGUAUGAGGGCCAGUGCGCUCUCGUCCGCCAAGAACAGCACCACGUCUAAGCGCAGCGCCCUCCAGCCCCGCAGUCUGGUCGUUGUCAACACCACCCCUCCAUCCGGUACCGCUAGCCGGACUCUCAUUGAGCCCCCAUCACCCGUCACUCGCUCGACGCCGCUGAGCAGUCUUGGGUCCCAGGAGGUGGCUGCGUCGCAGGAGCUUGUGGUCAUGAACAACGUUGCUCCUCCCAACGAUGAGGCAAAGCGGGUGGACAGCAUCCAGGCGCACGAAGGUUCUAUCUCGGACGCGAGUUCCGCCUCGAGCCAGAUCGCCACCCCGUCCGAACUCGGGUGGAGGUCGAUGACUGGCGCGAGUGUCUUGCUCGAUAUGACGAGGACGGCCUCGCCUCAUCUUACCGAGUACCAGUCCGAGUACCAUGGAUCCGCCCUCGAGGAUGUCCCCAAGGAAGAGGACCACGACAUGACCCGUGGCGGCGAGGCGGCUCAGUACUACGACAGCGAGCUUCCCACCACCACGGCCCAGGAUCCCGCCGUCCUCACCAAGCUCGACCGCCACAGCCACGAACACGUCAUCCUUUCGCAGCAGGUCGAGGAGGUCCGUAGCACCGUCACCAAGGCCGUUGCUGGCGUCGACGCUCUGUCGCUCCUCAUGGAGAAGAACGGCGCCGACAUGGGACCCGCCCUGUCUGAACGCCUCGAUGUGCUCGACUCGGACAUGCGCGGCGUGCAUACCGCCAUCGAGGCCAUUCCCGCUGCCAUUCCUGGAAUGGCUCCCGAGCUCGCAGAGCGGCUCGAUGCCCUUGGUGUCGAUGUCCGUGGCGUGCAUGAGGCUGUCCAGGCCCUUGCCGCCGUGCAGGGCGUUUCGGCGGACCAAGCUCCGGCGGACCCUGCAGCCGAAGGAGAGGUUGCAGCCGAGUCUGCUGGACCCGCCGAGGCUGGACCCGCCGAGCCCGCUGCCGCCCCAGAGCCUGAACUGCCCGAGAUCCACCACAAGCUCGACGCUAUCGCCGUCCUCAUCCAGGAGGUCCUCUCGCGGCAAGCCGAUCUCGCGCAGGCGACGGCCGCCAUCGGUGCUGCCGGCACCGCGGCGUAUGUGAUGAGUGCCGAGCCGGAGAAGAUGGUCGACACGGUCGCGGAGGAGGCCAAGGCCAAGGACGCGGCCAAGGACGAGCCCAAGGCUGCUGCGAAGGAUGGUGGCGCGCCUGCCCCUCCUGCCAAGGACGAGGGCAAAGGCAAAGCCGAGCCGAAGGACGCACCCAAGGACGCACCCAAGGCCGAACCGAAGGCUGACGCUGCCCCGGAGAGUGGCGGCGGCGACAAGGGUGGCGAAGCCGCCCCGGCACCAGCUGAGCUCGCUACCGCGGCGCAGCUGGGCGAGGUCCAUGGCGCGAUCAAGCAGCUCGAGGAGGCACGCAGCGUCCAAACUCAGCAGACGGCAGACAUUGCGCGAUACCUUGCCGACCUGAACGGGUGGCUCGAAAAGUUUGUCACGAACUCGGGCUCGGAGUUGGAGAAGAUGUCCAACAAGAUCAACAACCUCCUGGGCGAUCCAGAGGAGGAGGGCGGCGCACACACCGGCUUUGUGGCGGACAUGCACCGCAUGCUGGCCGAACAGGGCGAACAGGCCAACGCCCAGGCCGUGCAGGGCCAGCGCCUCGACGGCCUCCUGUCCAUCAUGGGCCAGGACCGCGAGCGCCACGAAGCGCAGGCGGCGCUCCUCGACCACGCGUUGCCCACCAUGCAGAAGCAGCAGGACGACACACAGCACAUGUUGACGGGCAUGGCGAUCGACCUCGCCAACGAGAUCAAGGGCGAGCGCGUGCGAUUCAUUGAUUCCAUGCGCGAGGCGACGACCAUGGACCUCGGACGGCAGGUGGACGAGUUCAAAAAGGUCCUCAGCUCGGAAGUCUCCCGCUCCAUCAACGAGCUCGGCAAGAUGCGCGAAGAGAAGAAGGCCCUCGAACACCAGAUUGCCGACCUGUUCGCACUCAAGGUCAAGCAUGGAGACAAUGCGUCGUCCAGCCCAAAGCUCGAUGAUGGCGAAGCCGCCAAGCCGCCGCCUCCGUCGCCGGCGCCGAGCGCCCGCCCGCUUCCAGCUGCACCACACUAG